Molecule: messenger RNA, 303 nt
Organism: Dictyostelium purpureum
Lineage: Eukaryota; Evosea; Eumycetozoa; Dictyosteliales; Dictyosteliaceae
Exons: 1
Coding region: 1-303 (100 amino acids)
Biological process (GO): mitochondrial respiratory chain complex II assembly
Cellular component (GO): mitochondrion
Source: RefSeq, a predicted model, not a curated record
AUGAACCAAUUAAUUAAAUUUAAUAAUAUUAGAGUUUUAUUUUUAAAUUCAAAUAAAAUUUCAACCAAAUGUUCAUAUUCAACAUCAAAUAAUAACAAUUCACCAUUUUCAAAAAAUAGUGAUAAAAAAAUUGAAAUUUCAAAAGAGAACCAAAAAAUAUUAGAAGAAAUAGAAGCUGAAGUUGAAGAAUUUGAUGUUGCCCCAUACGUUAACCCAAAGACUGGUGAAGUUGGUGGCCCAAGAGGUCCAGAACCAACUCGUUAUAAUGACUGGGAAAGAGCUGGUAGAGUUUCAGAUUUUUAA